This is a messenger RNA of Schistocerca americana (American grasshopper), 618 nucleotides long. RefSeq lists its product as uncharacterized. The record is from RefSeq and is a predicted model, not a curated record. The transcript is spliced from 3 exons. Bases 1 to 618 code for a protein of 205 amino acids. Lineage: Eukaryota; Metazoa; Arthropoda; Insecta; Orthoptera; Acrididae.
AUGUAUCGAUUUGCCAAAAGUAAUUCUGAAAUUAAUGUUAAAAAUAUGAUAAAAUUGUUUCCUAUAUUCAGUAAAAUGAGCUUUACAUCCAUGCUAUUAACAAACAACAUUGCACUAGAGAACACCCUAUUCAAGAUCUUUACAACACUACUGUGCAAGCGUCUUAGAGAUAUCAUCAAUGAGAAACUCCCCGAUUCACAGUUUGGUUUCAGAUCGAACCGAAUGGGAAAGCUUCAUGCAAUUCUCAUAGACUACACUGAAGUGUUCGACAUAAUCAACAGAUCCAUUCUAAUGAAGAAACUGGAAACCACUUUAGGUCCUAGACAUCACCUGUUGCAAAUCAUUAGAGAUCUUCUCACUAACAACAGGGUGCAAAUACAUGAUGGUACUGAUAAGUCCAGCCUGAUACAACAAACAGUUGGAGUGUUGCAAUGUGACCCACUGAGCCCCUUACUCUUCAUCUUAGCUAUGGCAGACAACAUUGAGACAAUAAAACCUGACACUGUAAAUCUACUCACGUAUGCAGAUGACAUGGCAUUACCCUCAGUUUCUGAGGAUGAUCUGCAGAAAACUUUCAACCAGUUAGUCUACUGGGCACAAGAAACGACCUAUCCUUGA